Messenger RNA from Vespula vulgaris, 1271 nucleotides. It is a transcript of the gene jhamt, whose product is annotated as juvenile hormone acid O-methyltransferase. The coding region runs from base 340 to 1194 and encodes 284 amino acids. The record is from RefSeq and is a predicted model, not a curated record. NCBI's taxonomy places the organism in Eukaryota, Metazoa, Arthropoda, Insecta, Hymenoptera, Vespidae. The transcript is spliced from 5 exons.
AAAAAUGAAAUGAAACGGGUAAGACGAGAAGAGGAAAGGAAGAAGAGGAAAGAAAGAAAGAAGAGGACAGAGAUAGAGCAAGAAAGUUGCUCUCUUGUGUAGGGGAGUCACCGAAUAUAAAUACGAAACUCGGGUCGAAAAGUCAGUAGUCAGGAGGUUCGCGGGCAUGGUAUUGAAGUCAUACAUCAGUUUCCUUUAUAUGUAUAUAUAUAUAUAUAUACACAUAUAUAUGUAUGUACGUGCAUACGUGCACAAAUCGUAAACGCGCUUCUAUACCGCAUAAUUUUCUUCAUUUUUCAUUUGGAAAAAGUGUUCGGAGCGACGAGUUUCGCGUUAAAGAUGGAGAAGGUCGACGAGUAUUUGAAUGCAAGCAAAUUACAAUAUCACGAUACCUCUGAAAUCAUAGAGGAAUUUGACAAAGAAUUAGGAGAGAUGCAUGGACGAUGCAUCGAUCUUGGUUGCGGUCCAGGACAAGUUACAGUCGAACUGAUCUUACCAAGAUUGCCACGGGAUUCCGUGAUAAUCGGAGCGGAUAUAUCAAACGCCAUGUUGGAACACGCAACAAACAAUUAUCGCGAUAAUCCACGGCUAUCUUUUCUUCAUCUGGACAUCGAAACUUCAAAUUUACCCCAGGAACAAAUAGCACGAUACGACAAUGCUGUCUCCAUGUAUUGUCUUCAUUGGUGUCACAAUACGCGGCUGGCCUUCGAGAAUAUCUUCAAAUUACUUCGGCCUGGUGGCAAAGCAUUGAUUAUGUUCCUCGCAUACAACGAUGGCUUCGAUGCCUACGUCAGAAUACACGAGAAUCCACGUUAUCAACCGUACAUGCAGGAUGCUCAUAAAUUCGUCCCAUACUUUCAUCGUAGCAACGAUUCGAGAGGCGCUCUUAGAUCCAUCCUCGAGGAUAUCGGAUUCAAUGUUCUCCACUGCAGCAAAAGGGAAAAGAGCUUCGUCUAUCAGAACAUUCAAAGUUUAAAAAAACACGCGCUAGCUGUGAAUCCCUUCAUAUCGAGAAUACCAGAGGGUGAUUUAAAAGAAGAAUUUGAAGACAUUCUGAUCCGAGAAAUUAUCAGCCGAAAAAUUCUAUUUCCGAAUAAAGCUGACAAAUGUCAGAAAGAGUAUAGCGUGUUAGAUAGAUAUCAUAUUUUGGUGACGUAUAUGCAGAAACCUUAUACUACGAUAACUACGGAAUAAAUAAUAAAAGUAUCUAAUGUCGUUCGAUAAAAGAAAAUGGAAAGAAAAGAAGAAAAAAGAAAAUGGAAAAAAAAAGA